CUGCGGGCGGGCGGCGGCGGCGGCGGCGGCGGCGGGGAGGAGGCGUCGCCUUCGUCUUCUUCUUCUUCCCCCCCGGCGGCGGCGGCGGCGCGGCUGGAGUACUACGAGAGCGAGAAGAAGUGGCGGAGCAAGGCGUCGGCGCCCAAGCGGGCCAUCGCGCUCGACGCCUGCCUGAACAUCCACAAGCGGGCCGACGCCAAGCACAAGCACCUCAUCGCCCUCUACACGCGCGACGAGACCUUCGCCCUGGCGGCCGAGAGCGAGGCCGAGCAGGAGGCCUGGUUCCAGGAGCAGACCGAGCUGCUGCGCGACAGCCAGGCCGCCGGCCAGGGGACCCAAAAACGCCUCGGCCCCGCCGCCGCCCCGGCCUACCGCGAGGUGUGGCAGGUGACGCUGAAGGCCAAGGGCCUGGGCCAGAGCCGCCACCUGACGGGCGUGCACCGGCUGUGCCUGGCGGCGCGGACGGUGGGGCUGGUGCGCCUCAACUGCGAGCGGCCCUGCGUGACGCUGCAGCUCAUGAACAUCCGCCGCUGCGGCCACUCGGACAGCUUCUUCUUCAUGGAGCUCGGCCGCUCGGCCGCCACCGGGCCCGGAGAGCUGUGGAUGCAGGCCGACGACGCCGUGGUGGCGCAGAACAUCCACGAGACCAUCCUGGAGGCCAUGAAGGCCCUCCGCGAGCUGGCCGAGUUCCGCCCGCGCAGCAAGAGCCAGUCCUCCUCCUCCUCGUCCUCCUCCGGGGGCGCCGCCGUCGCCGGAGGGGGCUUCUCGGCCGUGGGCAGCCGGCCCAUCUCCGUGCCCGGCCGCCGACACCACCACCACCACCACCAUCCUCCUUCCUUGGUCGCGCUGCCGCCCAGCCAGACGGGCAUCCUCCGGCGCUCCCGCACCGACACCCUGGCCGCGGCGGGAGGAGGUGGCAGCGGCGGCGGGGGCAGGGGCAGCAACAGCAGCCGGGCGCGGACGGCCAGCGAGGGCGACGGGGGGCGAGGGGGCUCGCUGGCCGGCAGCCCCCUCAGCCCGGACGCCGGGCGCACCCUGCUCAGCCGCUCCCACACGCUGGGCACUGCCUCUUCCUCCUCCUCCUCCUCUUCCUCCGGCCGGAGUGGCCGCUCGCUAGCCCUGGGCCACUCGCCCUCCCUGCUCUCCAAGUUGGCCCUGGAGCCAGGCCUGCUCUCCAAGCGGCCCUCCAGCAGCAGCGCCUCUGCCUCCGGCUCUCCCAGCGACCCUGCCGCCUUCAUGGCCUUCGAGGACCUGAGCUCCAGUCCAGGAGGGGACCCACGGCCCUUCUCCUCCUCCUCCACGGCCAGCAACCACAGCAACACCCCUGAGACCCCUCCCGGCCAGCAGCUGGACGGCUACAUGGCCAUGGAGCGGGGGCGCCUCUGCUAUCGCCCUUACCUGUGGGAUAACGCCCCCCGGGCGGACAAAGCCCCCCGGAAGCGAACCUACUCCUUGACCACGCCGGCACACCAGCGCCCCUUGCCCCUCCCGCUCUCCUCCGCCUCCCUGGACGAAUACACGCUCAUGCGGGCCACCGUCCCUGCAACGGGGGCCUCCUCCAGGACGGCCUACAACCCUUAUCCCGAGGACUACUGUGACCUGGAGAUUGGCUCCGGGGGCACCAGCAGCAGCAGCAGCUCCCAUCUGGGACCCAGCGAUGGUGCGGAGGAAAGCUACAUGCCCAUGAGCCCUGGGGUGGCAUCAGCCUUGCCGGGGAAGCCUUGCUCGAACCCUUACAUGCCCAUGAGCCCCACCAGCGUCUCGGCCCCGCAGCAGAUCUUGCAGCCCCGCUCCUACAAGACCAGUAGCGAGAGCUCUCCCGACGACAGCGGCUACAUGCGCAUGUGGGGCCCCGGGGCCCGGCUAUCUGGGGAGAGCACUGACGGCUGCCUGGGCAACGGCGACUAUCUCAACAUGUCCCCUGUGCAGCUGCAUGGACCUUCCACUGCCUCUGCUUCGCCUCUGCCUUCCCCGGAUGGCUUUGGGGUCCUGGGGCCCGGGGGGCGGCCCAGCUGCUUGUGCGGCCCGUUGACCCACGCUUCCCAGAGUCGGCCGAGCUCUCUGGGCCAGGAGAAGGACAGUGACCAGUAUGUGCAUAUGAACUCGCUAGCGGGGAGGUUGAUCCAGGCCCCGAAAGGGGAGACCUCGUGCAACCACAUCGUGAUGCCUUUGCCCCUGCGCCACAGUCAGACAGACAGCUCCCUCAGCCAGCAGGCAAGGAUGCCCGCUCACAGUGGCAUGCAGCCCAGCCACCGUUCCUUGGGGACCUUGCUGCUGGGUAGGAGCAAGGAGCCCUUUCCAGGUAAACUCCAGUGCCCCGGUGGGGGGGACUAUGUCAGCCUGGGCUACGCAGUGGCGCCACCUGGUGGUCUUUUCUCACUUCGCUCCGGCCUGGGUGGGCCUCCCGGCUCUCUUCUUUCCAACUACAUGAACCUCAACUUGAACGGGUCGCACUCGGGGGCUGUUUCAGUGGGAUCCGUGGAAGACGUCCUGUUACAGGGAUCCUGCCCCAGCCUGGGGCAGCCGGAUGAGCAUUACCUAAAGAUGGAGAUGGGGGUAGCCUGCCUUUCGAGCCCAUCUUCUGAAGUCGGGGACUAUGCAGAGGUAGCUUUUUCAACAGCCACCACCCCGCCUCAGCCCAUUUCACACAAGCCAGAGAGCCCCCGUGUCGCCAGCCCCGUGGCCGGCCUGAAGCGACUCACGAUCUCUGGGGUGGAAGCCUUCCUCUUUGCUAACCCGCCUCCCGAUCCCGACCACGGAGCCAAAGUCAUCCGGGUGGACCCUCAGGGGCGCCGGAGGCACAGUUCGGAGACGUUCUCCUCCACGACCACCGUGACCCCGGUCUCGCCUUCCUUCGCGCACGUCCCCAAGCGGCACAACUCCGCUUCUGUGGAAAACGUGUCCCUCAGGAAAAACGAAGGCUUUGUGGAAGAGCAGAACAGUAGUCCAAUGUGCCGGGAGACCUCGGCCGGCUUCCAGAACGGCCUCAACUACAUCGCUGUGGACGGGGAGGGAGACCAUCUGGCGAAUGGCAGCCAAGCGAGGCACCUCCUCAACAGGAGUAUCAAUGACACUUACGCCAGCAUGGACUUCCUGGCCCACAAUGGGAAAGAAGCUGCUUCCGUGAAAGUUUGUUAGAAUUGUUACCCUGUUGAUCCCAGAGAACAAGAGA
Gekko japonicus is the source of this 3172-nucleotide messenger RNA. Its product is annotated as insulin receptor substrate 2-like. Lineage: Eukaryota; Metazoa; Chordata; Lepidosauria; Squamata; Gekkonidae. Gene Ontology annotation, molecular function: insulin receptor binding; phosphatidylinositol 3-kinase binding. Gene Ontology annotation, biological process: insulin receptor signaling pathway. The record is from RefSeq and is a predicted model, not a curated record. Gene Ontology annotation, cellular component: plasma membrane; cytosol.